This is a messenger RNA of Camellia sinensis, 2388 nucleotides long. Its product is annotated as DHHC-type zinc finger family protein. Gene Ontology annotation, molecular function: protein-cysteine S-palmitoyltransferase activity. Gene Ontology annotation, cellular component: endoplasmic reticulum; Golgi apparatus. The record is from RefSeq and is a predicted model, not a curated record. Gene Ontology annotation, biological process: peptidyl-L-cysteine S-palmitoylation; protein targeting to membrane. Lineage: Eukaryota; Viridiplantae; Streptophyta; Magnoliopsida; Ericales; Theaceae.
UGCCAACAUCCUUCUGACAGAGGAGAGAGAAAAAAAUUGCUCUGAGAGUUUUAGAGAGAGAAAACAGAAAACAGAAAAAAUACAAAAACAAAAACCAAAAACCAACAAAUACAACUGUAGAUACAUAUACAUACAUAUAGAGAGAGAAAGAGAAGACGGGACAAUUCCUUCUGGUUCUGGGUUAAUCCGUCUGCAAAUUCGGCUCCAUAGAGAGAGAGUGCAGACGCAGCUGGUUUUUUAUCUCAAGAAUCCCCUUUCGUCUCCUUCUACUCUCUCUCUCUCUAUCUCUCGUUGUACCCAAAACCCAUCAACGAUCUCUCAUCUUCUCCACCUCUGUCACAUUCAGUCAAAUUGAAAUUCAAACAAUACCCAUCAUUUGUAUUUGUAUGUUUAGCUGUGUAUUUGUUAAAGUAUGAAAUUUGGGUUUGGGUUUGGGUUUGGGUUUUGAUGUCUUCGUCUCACAUGGGUUGCGCGAAAAAUCAAUAGAAGAAGAGGGUAGUUAUGAUUGAAAACAAUAACAACGAUCCAAAUUUUGGUCCAUCUUCUUCUACAAACCUAUCUAUGUUCCAAAACAACCCUAAACAGAAGAGGGUUUAUCAAGUGUGGAAGGGAAGCAAUAAAUUUCUAUGUGGGGGAAGAUUGAUAUUUGGUCCCGAUGUAGCGUCUUUGUUUUUGUCCACAUUCCUAAUUGCAGGCCCUGCAAUAGUUUUUUGUAUAAAAAUCUACCGCAAUAUCACUGAAAGCAAAGGCAAAGAUUGGUAUGUGGUGCUGGUUGUGGGAUCUAUCCUCACUAUUUUGGAUAUAACAUUUCUCUUAUUGACAUCCAGUAGAGAUCCAGGAAUAGUGCCUAGAAACUUAAAGCCUCCUGAAUCAGAUGAAGCAUAUGAUGCGGGUACCCCUUCGAUGGAGUGGGUUAAUGGUAGAACCCCUCAUUUGACACUACCCCGAAUGAAGGAUGUGAUUAUCAAUGGGCAUACAGUUAAAGUGAAGUACUGUGAUACUUGCUUGCUUUACCGUCCUCCCCGUGCUUCUCAUUGCUCCAUCUGCAAUAACUGUGUUCAAAGAUUUGACCAUCACUGUCCAUGGGUUGGUCAGUGCAUUGGAGUACGUAAUUAUCGGUUCUUCUACAUGUUCAUAUUAACAUCAACAAUCUUAUGCAUAUACGUGUUUGUGUUUUCUUGGAUCAACAUUCUUCAACGAAAAGAACGCACUGUUUUGAAGGCCAUGUCACGAGAUUUCUUGUCAGAUUUUCUCAUAGUGUACUGCUUCAUUGCUGUAUGGUUUGUGGGUGGACUCACAGUUUUCCAUUUCUAUCUAACUUGCACAAACCAGACGACUUAUGAGAACUUUCGUUAUCGAUAUGACAAGAAGGAGAAUCCAUAUAACAAGGGGACGAUAAAUAACCUUAGAGAAGUCUUUUUUUCCAAAAUUCCACCUUCAUUGAAUGAUUUCCGGGCAUUAGUGCAUGAAUAUGAAAAUGUAGUGAUGGAGUCCACAACUCCAAACCUUGUGGGAAGCCUUGGUAGCUCAAAAGAGAAGAUUGAUAUUGAGAUGGGAAAUCUUGCUGAGGAGAGUGGCUAUUCUCUUCCUGAAAUUUUGCGCAAUUUGAAUUACGAUGAAAUAGAGGAAAAUUUUAAAUCUGACGGAGAUGGAAGAAUAGAUUCGGAACCAUAUUUCUUUUCUGUUGAAGAGACAAGGCUUUCUACUCAGAGCUCCAUGGCCGAAGAAGAUGAGUCUCAUGAAGAGGGUAAAACCGACAUUGGGUGUAGCUCACAUCAAACUAUGGGGAGCUCCAUUGUUGAAAACGGGACUGAUGUAGAGGAGAGGGGUGAUGAAUCUCAUCAUACCACAACGACAUCUCGUCAAGACUAAAGGUUUGCUUUGGGAAAUCUUUUUAUGGCAGAAAUACAGUGAUGUGGAUGAUGAGGAUCGCUUGUUUUUUUCCUGGUGCCAGUAUAUUUUCGCUUGGGAGGCUAUUUGAGCUCUCCAAUUGGACAAUUAUACUGAAAAUUUGAAAAGAUUAGUCAAAAAUAUUUCAAACUCAUGCUUGUUGUAAGUAGUAAUUCAUCUCAAAAUAAUGCAGGAACUUGCAACAGAACCAAGCAAUCCUGUAAGGGUGAAAAUGUUCAGUAGGUUCUCCCCCUAUCUUCUCCUCUUUUUUUUUGUUUUUUGGGUUUUCUUUUAUAAUCAUUGAGACUUGAAUUGGAGAUUUCUUUAUUAGUUAGCCAGGGAUUGUAGAAUAAAGCAGAUUGAUGGUUGUUUGGAAGGUGAAUUAGAUUGAACCUUUUGCUGAUUUCGUUCUCUUUUUGGUUUGUCAUUCCUAAAGAUUAUUUUAUGAGAUGUACAGGUGAUUUACACUACAUUUGAAGGAAGCUUGUGUUUGUUAUC